Messenger RNA from Vicia faba (fava bean), 1281 nucleotides. Lineage: Eukaryota; Viridiplantae; Streptophyta; Magnoliopsida; Fabales; Fabaceae. The record is from the annotation of a GenBank genome assembly.
AUGACCAGCUCUGCCACAUUUCCUCAAGGGGAUUUCACGGACAUAGAUGAUGAUCCACGCGAUGAUGAAAUUCUUAUACCUCCAUCUCUUCUAUCUACAGCCGGAAAUCUCCAUCCAUUUUCUCUUCUUGAUCCUACACUUGGUAGAAAUAUAUUUUAUACUCAUCUCGGUUCAACAAACCAGAGGCCAUUUGUUACACAUCCAAGAGAGGUAAGGGAGAUUCCAAUAGAGGUUAAGGAUGGUAGUCAAUCCACUCCUCAAGGUGGCCACACUCCAAUCGUUAAAGAUGUCACUGGAACUGUUCAUGCCCAAGGUUCGGGUACACAUGGGAGUGUCGUAAUAAUUAAUGAUGAUGAUGACGACGAUACUCCACCUGCUCCGACUCAUACUUUGCCUGACAGUAGUAUAAUACCUAGUGCUCCCAACUUUGAUAACUUACCAGAUAGUGGCAAUGACAUAGAAGAAGCAAUGAUUUGUGCAGCCAUUGAGUCAUCCAAACAGAAGGCUGAGGAAAAUUACAGCAAUCACGAACUUGGCAGACAAGUUAACUUAAGUGAAUCUGGGCCUAACGCAAGGCAAACAUUUGUGGAGGAUCCUGAGCUUGCCCAUGUAGUUUCAUUGUCCCUGAAGACAGCAGAACAAGAAAAAGCACGGCGCGUACAAGAAGCGAUAAGCGAGGACCUUGGACAAAUAGAGUACAUUUUGACAGACAAAACAUGCACCUUGACUGAAAAUAAGAUGAUAUUCAGAAGAUGUUGUAUUAAUGGAAUUUUCUAUGGAAAUGAGAGUGGAGAUGUAUUGAAAGAUGUAGAGCUCCUUAAUGCUGUUUCCAGUGGUUCUCCUGAUGCUGUACUAUUUCUUACAUGGCAAUAUCCGCAUAUGAUUUUCGUCAAUAAAAGUGGAAACAUUCUUGAAGCCAAGUUCAACACUACUAUACUUCAGUAUGAAGUCCUGGAGAUCUUAGAGUUCACUUCUGAUAGGAAAAUAAUGUCAGUAGUGUUGAAAGAUUGCCAAAAUGGAAAGAUCCUUCUCCUGUCAAAGGGAGCAGAUGAGGCUAUUCUUCCAUAUGCUCGUGCUGGGCAGCAAACUCGUCACUUCAUUAAAGCUGUGGAACAAUAUGCUCACUUGGGAUUACGUACACUAUGUUUGGUUUGGCACGAGUUAAAGAAAGAUGAAUAUCAAGAUUGGUCUUUGAUGUUUAAAGAAGCUAGUAGCACUUUGGUUGAUAGGGAGUGGAGAGUAGCUGAGAUCGCUUACAGGAUGGAGUUCCUGAAACAAUAG